AUGGCGCCGAAGCCGCUGGACUACGAGUUGCUGAAUGAGAAUGCGAAGAAAGUUGCAUAUGCUGUCAAAGGGGAGCUUUACCUGCGGGCUUCGGAGUUGCAGAAGGAGGGGAAGAAGAUUAUUUUCACAAAUGUCGGGAAUCCACAUGCUCUCGGACAGAAGCCAUUAACAUUUCCCCGUCAGUCUGUUGCUCAAGCUAAACUGCUUUGCAACUUGUUUCCUCUUGUUAACGGUGAUCUGGAAAAGAAAUGUAUUCUUCAUUCUGAUAAGAAUCUCAACUUUCUUUCGAGCAAUCAGGUGCAUAUAGUGAUUCUCGAGGACUUCCUGGAAUUAGGAAAGAAUUUGCAGAUAAGUCAUUUGCAAGGGAUGUUCAAUCGAACUAUCAGAUUAUUAGAAGCAGGUAUCGAGCCAGUAUAUGUAUUUGACGGUCAACCUCCAGAGUUGAAGAAACAAGAACUUGCCAAAAGAUAUUUAAAGAGGAAAGAUGCAACUAACGAUCUGAACACAACAAUUGAGACUGGUGAUUUGGAGGGAAUUGAAAAGUACAGCAAAAGGACUGUCAAGGUAACCAAGCAACAUAAUGAAGAUUGUAAACGUCUCUUAAGACUAAUGGGUGUGCCUACUAUUGAGGCACCCUGUGAAGCAGAAGCUCAAUGUGCAGCUCUUUGCAAAAGUGACAAGGUGUUUGCGGUUGCCUCAGAAAACAUGGAUACUUUAACUUUUGGGGUACCAAGGUUUCUCCAUCAUUUAAUGGAUCCUAGUUCCAAAAAAAUCUCUGUGAUGGAAUUUGACGUUUCAAAGGUUCUUGAAGAGCUAAGACUCACUAUGGAUCAGUUCAUUGAUUUGUGUAUUCUCUCUGGAUGUGAUUAUUGUGAUAACAUUAAAGGUAAACUUUCUUAUGAGAUAUUGUACAUUCAACAAGUUUAACAUACAAGGCUAGUAC
Messenger RNA from Zingiber officinale, 943 nucleotides. RefSeq names its product flap endonuclease 1-A-like. NCBI's taxonomy places the organism in Eukaryota, Viridiplantae, Streptophyta, Magnoliopsida, Zingiberales, Zingiberaceae. Bases 1 to 927 code for a protein of 308 amino acids. The record is from RefSeq and is a predicted model, not a curated record. Gene Ontology annotation, molecular function: 5'-flap endonuclease activity; 5'-3' exonuclease activity. The transcript has 12 exons.